This is a messenger RNA of Salvia splendens (bonfire salvia), 1266 nucleotides long. RefSeq names its product deaminated glutathione amidase, chloroplastic/cytosolic. The record is from RefSeq and is a predicted model, not a curated record. The transcript is spliced from 2 exons. NCBI's taxonomy places the organism in Eukaryota, Viridiplantae, Streptophyta, Magnoliopsida, Lamiales, Lamiaceae. The coding region runs from base 225 to 1094 and encodes 289 amino acids. Gene Ontology annotation, molecular function: hydrolase activity, acting on carbon-nitrogen (but not peptide) bonds, in linear amides.
AAGCUAAAGCCCAAGAAUUACAUUACCAAAUUUUGUAUAGGCCCAUAAAAUUCGUACCCGACCCGAGAUAUAAUCCAUGCGCCCAUGCCCCGCAACAUUAUUAGGGUAAUCGAGCCGUUGGAUUUAAGUCCAACAGAGAAGAUCCAACGGCUUAAAAACUACAGAUUUUAACGAAGAAAGCUCCCGACGCACUCUUCUCUCUUCACUCUCACUCUCCGCCGCUGAUGGAAGCAGCAGCCAUGACCAACACGGUGCGGGUCGCCACUGCUCAGAUGACCUCCGUCAACGACCUCACCGCCAACUUCGCCACCUGCUCUCGCCUGGUGAAGGAAGCAGUCACCGCCGGCGCGAAGCUGCUCUGUUUCCCGGAGAAUUUCUCCUACGUCGGCUCUAAAUCCGGCGAUAGCCUCACGAUCUCCGAGCCAAUUGACGGUCCGAUCAUGGAUAAGUACCGUUCUCUAGCUAGGGAUUCAAGCAUCUGGCUCUCGCUCGGCGGAUUUCAGGAAAAAGGAUCGGACGAUUCGCAUCUGCGCAACACGCACGUGAUAAUCGACGACGCCGGAAACAUCAGGAGCAAGUACAGUAAGAUGCAUUUGUUCGACGUCGAUGUUCCUGGCGGCGCGGUGUACAAGGAGAGCAGUUUUACCGAAGCCGGAGAAGAAAUUGUCGCCGUCGAUAGUCCGUUCGGCCGGUUAGGUUUGACUGUUUGCUACGAUUUGCGGUUUCCGGAGAUCUAUCAGCAGUUGAGAUUCAACCGCGGUGCGGAGGUGCUGUUGGUGCCGGCGGCGUUCACUAAACCUACGGGGGAGGCGCAUUGGGAGAUUCUGCUCCGCGCGAGGGCGAUUGAGACGCAGUGCUAUGUGAUUGCGGCGGCGCAGGCGGGGAACCACAGCGAUGAGAGAGAGAGUUACGGUGAUAGUAUGAUUAUUGAUCCGUGGGGUAAAGUUAUUGGCCAGUUGCCUGAUCGGCUGUCGACUGGAAUUGCGGUUGCGGAUAUUGAUUUCUCGGUGAUUGAUUCAAUUAGGAAGAAGAUGCCGAUCGAUCAGCACCGGAAGCCGAGUGAGUUCUGGAGAUCGGUGGAGGCGGCUCUGUGAGGUGGAACAAGCAGCUCUGCUGAUUUCGGCGUGUUCAUGAACAGAGGAAAUCGGAAACGCACCAGGCUUGAAGAACACCGACAAUCCGAAAUCGAUGACUUUGAGCGCCGAAUUCUCCUUCUUAUUCGCGAAAAGGAAAUUCUCCGGCUUCAAAUCCCGAUGCAUAACGCCG